Colletotrichum abscissum is the source of this 1776-nucleotide messenger RNA. RefSeq lists its product as uncharacterized. Gene Ontology annotation, cellular component: spliceosomal complex. The record is from RefSeq and is a predicted model, not a curated record. Lineage: Eukaryota; Fungi; Ascomycota; Sordariomycetes; Glomerellales; Glomerellaceae. The transcript is spliced from 3 exons. The coding region runs from base 1 to 1776 and encodes 591 amino acids.
AUGGCGGAUGUGAACGAGUUGUUCAAGUCCGGCAGUACUGCGAAAAGGAAGCUUGAUGUUGUGCGAGAUCCCAAUGAAAUAUACAAGUCAGCCAAACUGAGCGCAGCUGACGCCAUCAGUCGACAUGCCAGCACAGUAGACGCGGAAGGAGACGAUAGCGAUUUCACUGCCGGUCCGCAAAACCCACCUGAAGAUGGCGAAGACGAAGACUGUGGCCCAGAAAUGCCGCCAGACGAUGACGACGAGGGUCGAUUCUUUGGCGGAGGUAUUACAAAGCAGGAGUCUGAGAUCCUCGACUUCGUAGACGGCCAUGGCGAGGAAUCAUCCGCCCCUGAAAAGAUCGAUGCUGGCUGGGUACGAAAAACGGCACUAAACUUUGAGAAGCGCAUCACGCGAAAUGCUGAGCUGCGCGCAAGGUUUGCCGACGAGCCACACAAGUUUAUUGAGAGCGAGGCCGAUCUCGACGCUGCCAUCAAAGACCUCUCGAUCCUGUCCGAGCACCCCGAGUUAUAUCCCCAAUUCGCAAAGUUGGGAUGCGUCGAGAGCCUCGUCGGCUUGUUGGCCCAUGACAACACAGAUAUUGCGAUUGAUGCGGUGGAAAUUAUUGGCGAGCUUAUUGACGAAGACGUCAAUGCAGCGGAUCAGGAUUGGGAUACUCUAGUGGAUGGCUUAUUGACUGCAGACCUCAUUGGCUUGCUAGUGUCCAACUUCUCGCGUCUGAACGAAGAGGACGAGUCUGACCGUGGUGGUAUAUAUCAUGCUCUUGGAGUCGUUGAAAGCCUGCUCUCCAAAACGGCGAAUGCUGAAAAGGUGGGACAGAACACAACGCUGGUCAAAUGGCUACUUGACAGGGCACAGCGCCAAGAAACACCCGUGUCCCAAAACAAGCAAUAUGCUACGGAAAUUCUCGACAUUAUUGCGAACGCAUCGCCAGCAACAAGACGGACACUCGCCGAGAUGGAUGCGGUCGAGGUUUUACUCCAGCUGGUCUCUGCGUAUCGCAAACGUGACCCUGAGAAGGGGGGCGAGGAGGAAGAGUAUAUGGAGAACCUCUUCAACGCUCUCAUCUGCAUUGUGGAUGAGCCAGAAGGCAAGGCCAAGUUCCUCGAAGCCGAGGGCGUCGAAUUAUGCCUGAUCAUGCUCAAGGAGGCCAAGAUGAGCAAGCAGCCGGCAAUGCGUCUACUUGUACACAGCGUUGACGAGGAUAUGAGCGGGCAGCUAUGCCGAAAAUUAGUAGACGCUGGCGGGCUGAAAGUGCUCUUCUCCAUUUUCAAGAAGACGAGCAAAACUCAGAGGCAGAUGACAGAAAGCCUAUUUGAUGUAUUCAGGUCCUUGCUACGAUUCUUGCCUGCUGACUCUGCCGAGCGAAUCAGGACAUUGGCCAAAUUCGUGGAGAAGGACUACGAAAAGCUGGGUCGGCUCUACGAGUGUCGGAAGAGGUAUAGUUCCAUGUUGGAUGCGCAACAGGAAAAGAUUCGUCAAGAGCAAAUUGGCAUGAGCGCUGAGGAGAUUGAGCUCUCGGAAGGCGAGUGGUUCAUGAAGAGGAUUGAGGAAGGUCUCCACAGCUUCUGGAAUAUCGAUGUUGUCUUGGCCUGGCUCAUAGCUGAAGAUUCUGGGGCUAGGAGGAAGGCGCAGAAGCUCCUGGCCGCUGAUGGGAAGGGUCUAUCAGCCAUCAAAGCGACGUUGGAAGAAUACCGAUCUGACCUCACCCUGGAAAAGCCCGAGCACAAAGAUCUCUCCGAUAUGCUCACCACUCUCAUGGACUUUUUAGUUUAG